UCGACGCCGCCGCUCGUCGGCGUCAUCAUGGGCUCCGACAGCGACCUGCCGGUCAUGAAGGCCUGCUGCGAGAUGCUCGACAAGUUCGGCGUGCCCUACGAGUGCACCAUCGUGUCCGCGCACCGCACGCCGCAGCGGCUCUGCGAGUACGCGUCGGGCGCCAAGGCGCGGGGCCUGCGCGUCGUCGUCGCCGGCGCCGGCGGCGCGGCGCACCUGCCGGGCAUGGUCGCGGCGAUGACGACGCUGCCCGUCGUCGGCGUGCCCGUGAAGACGUCCGCGCUGUCGGGCGUCGACUCCCUCUACUCCAUCGUGCAGAUGCCGCGCGGCGUGCCCGUCGCGACGGUCGCCAUCGGCAACGCGACGAACGCGGGCGUGCUCGCCGCGCGCAUCCUCGCGUCCGCGCCGGGCAUGGACGCGCUCGCGGCCCGGCUCCAGGCCUACGCGGACGCGCAGCGCGACGAGGUCCUCGCCAAGGCCGCGACGCUCGAGGGCGCGGGCCACGCGGCCUACCUCGCC
This is a messenger RNA of Aureococcus anophagefferens, 516 nucleotides long. RefSeq lists its product as hypothetical. Gene Ontology annotation, biological process: 'de novo' IMP biosynthetic process. NCBI's taxonomy places the organism in Eukaryota, Pelagophyceae, Pelagomonadales, Pelagomonadaceae. The annotation marks the transcript as partial. The transcript has a single exon. The record is from RefSeq and is a predicted model, not a curated record.